AUGGCUCCGCAGCUAUCUAGGAUAUGGUCUGAUGUCGUCACCUCCCACAGCUCUCUGUUAUUAGAACUCACGGGAGCUCUCAUAGUACAAAUAUUCUACUUCUGGGUUCCGAGUCUCUUGUACCUGUCCCUUGAGUGGAUAUUCCCAGCCUUUUCAGCUGCGCACAAGAUACAGCCUACGCAGCCCCCACCAACGGCCACUGAGACAAAACACUGCAUAGCGAUAGUACUCAAGAACCAAGCAAUUGGCGUCCUCGUGCACGCAGCACUUAUCACGCUAUUCCCUCCAUCACCAAUAUCCAGGCAGCUCCCCACUUUCAAAAGGUUCGCAUCCGAUGUCCUCUUAUCCGUCAUAGUCUGCGAGAUCAUUUUCUUCUACGCCCACCGUCUUCUCCACACACGCAAGUUCUACGCCUACAUUCACCGCAAGCACCAUGCUUUCACAGCGCCGAUAGCGCUCGCAGCGCAAUAUGCGCAUCCAGCGGAGUUUGUGGUGUCGAAUUUGCUGCCGCUGCAUCUGCCUCGGAUGUUAGUGCUCAGGGAUUGCCAUAUCUUGAGCUUCUGGGCGUUCUGUGCGAUGGUGGCGCUCGAGAGCUGUUCGGUACACUCGGGCUAUGCUAUUUGGAGUAUGGAGGGGCUGGCUAGGAGGCAUGAUUGGCAUCAUGAGAAGGUGGUGGUUAACUUUGGUACGUUUAAGUUGCUGGAUUGGAUCCAUGGGACGGAUGGAGGGGUGGGUGGGGAUAGGACUAGAAGAAGAGGGAAUAGAAGGAAGCUUGUGGAAUAG
Messenger RNA from Morchella importuna, 783 nucleotides. RefSeq lists its product as uncharacterized. Gene Ontology annotation, biological process: ergosterol biosynthetic process. The coding region runs from base 1 to 783 and encodes 260 amino acids. NCBI's taxonomy places the organism in Eukaryota, Fungi, Ascomycota, Pezizomycetes, Pezizales, Morchellaceae. The transcript has a single exon. The record is from RefSeq and is a predicted model, not a curated record. Gene Ontology annotation, molecular function: C-4 methylsterol oxidase activity; iron ion binding.